AUGAACUCAUCGUCAAGGCAAAGCGCGAACUUGUUCAUUGGUUCAGAUUCAUCGUGCACGUAUAGCGAAGAUGAACACAAGUUUGAUACCAACCUGAUGGGCACGCAAACCCACCAUGUGUCGCAUUCAAAGCCUAACAUCCGAGGUUUGCGUCGAGAAAGUGCGCAGAACUUCGAGAGAACCUCUACAGUAUCCUUCUCGAGGAGCCUCACAACUCCAGAUUUGAAGGAGGAUCUAGGCUAUAACCAAGACACACCUAGCUGCUACACGGCUGCCCGCCGCUUUGAGACUCAAGAAGGGGCUGAAGAACGUCGUCGCGGAAGCGCAGCUGAAGCAAGAGUUGCACAAGACAACAUUCGGCGUGAUACUAGUUUGGAUGAGUCUCGAACAUACAUGCAGCGGGUUCUGGCAGAGCACGAUGCUGCUAGUGCGAGAGAGAACUCUGAUCAGUACCAUUUCGAGGAAGAGGACGUCGAGGAACCUAGCAAUCAGCUUACGGUACCCACCCGUGGACACAUUCGUGUAAUCAGCUUCGAGGCCGUUCCCUCGCAACAUAUGCGCGGUAGCCUCUGGUCGACGACAUCGCUUGCUUCGACUGAUUCGGAAGAACUGACGGAGGAGUUCGCCCACGAAACUGAUGAAUGCCGCUGCACACUACAGGAAGGCAUGCAAGGUUCAGAUAGUGUCGAGGACAGUUUCCAACCAGUAACGCCUAGGCCACGUGCGUUAUCGCUCUUGGACGUACCAUCUGAGCUACAUCUCAAUCGCUCUAGCCCACCUGCUCCAAAUCGCUCGAUAAACCAGUCCGCUACGCUGUCAGCCCUCGAUGGAGCCAGUGGGAAGUCUGAUAGUCUGCCUCGCGGAUCGUCUGGCCAAUGGCUCGGAGCAACAGCUCGCCACUCAUCACUCGCCGCGCGACGUCAAGGGCGGGUUGACUGGCAGAAGACCGGUUUUUUUCGUCAAGUGGUCGGCAAUAUGGCCUAG
Alternaria atra is the source of this 984-nucleotide messenger RNA. RefSeq lists its product as uncharacterized. Lineage: Eukaryota; Fungi; Ascomycota; Dothideomycetes; Pleosporales; Pleosporaceae. The transcript has a single exon. The coding region runs from base 1 to 984 and encodes 327 amino acids. The record is from RefSeq and is a predicted model, not a curated record.